Molecule: messenger RNA, 1534 nt
Organism: Macadamia integrifolia
Lineage: Eukaryota; Viridiplantae; Streptophyta; Magnoliopsida; Proteales; Proteaceae
Product: mitogen-activated protein kinase kinase kinase 18-like
Exons: 1
Coding region: 181-1527 (448 amino acids)
Biological process (GO): protein phosphorylation
Molecular function (GO): protein kinase activity; ATP binding
Source: RefSeq, a predicted model, not a curated record
UUAACAAAGAUUAGUUAUGGCCAAAAUAUUACCUCACUCCUCCACGCGCCAAAGUUACCCAAUUUCUUAUGUGUUUCUUCUUCUUAUAUGUAAGACCUUCGUCCCAAUCAACUCUCACAACCUAAAAUACUAAACCUCUCACACAGUUUUCUCCUAUUCUCAUCGACUCCAUCAUCCACCAUGGACUGGAUCAGAGGUCGUACCCUUGGCCGUGGCUCUUCUGCAACUGUCUCCCUCGCUAUGUAUGGAGAGUCUGGUGAGGUUUUCGCCGUGAAAUCUACCGAGCUCUCGAGAUGGGAGUUCCUACAAAGGGAGCAGAGCAUCCUUUCUCUGCUCAAGUGUCCUCACAUAAUUGGGUACCUUGGCUGCGACGUCACAAAUGAGAAUGAUCAGCUCCUCUACAAUCUCUUCAUGGAGUAUUGCUCCGGAGGCACCCUCACUGACGCAAUUCGGCGCCAUGGUGGUCGCCUCGACGAGUCUGCGAUCAGGUCUCAUACUCUAGCGAUUCUGCAGGGAUUGGAUUACCUUCACUCUCGUGGUCUCGUGCAUUGUGACAUUAAGGGUCGGAAUAUCUUGAUUGGGCAAAAUGGAACCAAAAUUGCAGACUUGGGUUGCGCGAGAUGGGUUGGGGAACAGCCCCCGGCGAUGCCGAUUGCAGGAACCCCUGUUUUCAUGGCACCUGAAGUGGCUCGAGGUGAGGAACAGACUUUCCCUGCCGACAUCUGGGCUCUUGGUUGUACUGUAAUUGAGAUGGCCACAGGACGUCCUCCAUGGCCGGAUGUUGCAGACCCUGUCUCUGCGCUUCACCAGAUCGCAUUCUCCUCUGCUUUGCCGGAUUUCCCAAAUUUCCUGUCAGAGGAAGCAGAGGACUUUCUGGGCAAGUGCCUCAGGAGAGAUCCAAAUAAACGAUGGACCGUUCAGGAGCUUCUCAAGCACCCAUUUCUCGAAGAGGGUUGCGGCGUACAAUUGAAUUUGAAGAGAAUUCAGAGCUCUACCUCUGCAACUUCUCCCAUGAGCAUACUUGAUAAAGGCUUCUGGGACUCAUUGGAGGAGACAGAGAAGGAGAAAGAAACAGGAUUCAUAUUGGGUUCUUCUCCAAAUUCGCCGUCAGAAAGAAUCCGGCGACUGAUCGGAGACAUCCAAUCAAGGCUUCCCGAUUGGACAUGGGACGAUGAUUGGGUCACAGUCAGAAGAAACCACCACGAAGAACACGUUGUUUCCAUGGGCCAUGAUCAAACAGUGAUGCCCAAAGACGAAUACGAGGAGACUAGUUGGUCAGCCGCAUAUACAGACUUGAUUAGUGAAGAAGAAGAGCUGGAGUUGCUUGGAAGAAGCAGCCCUGUGAUUGAUGAACAACCCAAUCACUACCACUACCCUGUAAAUAGAAAUUACUUUAGUAGUAACACUCAGAGAAGCUUCUCAAUAGCCUGUAAAUGUGUUAGAGAUGUUGCUUUAAUUUGUGAUCCCAAUUAUGAUGUUAUAGAGGAAAAUAAAUUUUUAGUUUCUUCAAUUUCAAUUCUCUUAUAACCCAAAA